Messenger RNA from Gossypium arboreum, 2846 nucleotides. RefSeq lists its product as uncharacterized. The transcript has 11 exons. Bases 362 to 2242 code for a protein of 626 amino acids. Lineage: Eukaryota; Viridiplantae; Streptophyta; Magnoliopsida; Malvales; Malvaceae. The record is from RefSeq and is a predicted model, not a curated record.
CGUUUUCGGUUCCGUCUUUCUAUUCUCUUUCGUUUAUUUACAGUCAGUCUUUUUGACCAACAAAAAAAAUAACAAAAAGAAAAUCAAAAAAGAAAACGCUUCACUUUCAAUGCCGUUGAAAUAAUCGAAUUAACCAUCUUCACACUCUCUGUAGCUCAGAUUUUUCAGAGCUGCAAUACGCUAAAAAAAAUAAAUUUCUUCGCUUUUCAUUUUCAUUUUCUCGCAGGAAUUUUGGAUUCUCCAGAAAAGAGGAAAAGAAAGAGCUCUCGGAUUUUCUCUCUUCUUUCUUUUAUUUUUCUCCCUUUUUGUAUUUUCUCUUUGCGUUAGGUUAUUUCUUUUCUUUUUUUUUUUUUUUGUGGAAAUGAAGUCUUCAUUUGGUAAACUUCGAAGAUUUGCGCUUCACAAGAACGAUAACAAGGAUAAAUUAGAUAUUUUGUCUUCUGCUCAUUUAGAUGAACUUGCUCAAGCAGCUCAGGAAAUGCAAGAUAUGAGAACUUGCUAUGAUAGCUUACUUUCUGCAGCUGCAGCAACGGCAAACAGUGCUUAUGAAUUCUCAGAGUCACUGCAAGAAAUGGGCUCCUGUCUGCGGGAAAAAAGAGUGCUACCUGAUGAUGAAGAAAGCCGUAGAAUUUUGUUAAUGUUGGGGAACUUACAGUUUGAACUCCAGAAACUUGUGGAUAACUAUCGCUCGCAUAUAGUGCUGACAAUUACAAACCCAUCAGAGUCACUUCUCAAUGAGCUUAGGACUGUCGAGGAUAUGAAGCGGCAGUGUGAUGAAAAAAGAAGUGUCUAUGAGUACAUGGUGACACAACAAAAAGAAAAAGGAAGGUCAAAAGGCGGGAAAGGUGAAACUUUCAGUUUGCGGCAAUUGCAAAUAGCUCGGGAUGAAUAUGAUGAAGUGGCAACCCUUUGUGUUUUCCGAUUGAAAUCUCUGAAGCAAGGGCAAUCUAGAAGUCUUCUAACACAAGCUGCUCGUCACCAUGCAGCACAGUUGAAUUUCUUUAAGAAAGGACUUAAAUCACUUGAGGCAAUUGAGCCUCACCUUAGGCAGGUUACAGAACAACAACACAUUGAUUAUGAGUUCUCUGGCCUUGAAGAUGAUGAUGAGGAAGAUGGUGAGAUUGCUUACGACCCAAACAAAGAAGGGGAAUUAAGUUUUGACUACAGAGCAAAUGAGAAAGGGGUUGAUGUUGCUUCUGUGUCAUCAAUAGAGGAAGAUGAAGUAAGUCUUUCUUUCCCCCAAACUUCUUACAUGGAAAAUGAAGAGGUAAAUCCAGAGAGAAAUCAUGGGGAUAUUCAGGUCUCAAGUAGGGAGCAUAGAGUGGGUAGCCAUUCAGCUCCCAUAUUUCCUGAAAGGAAGCUUGAUCCUGCUGAAAGAGUAAAACAGAUGUUGCAGUCGUCUACAAGGAAGUCUAACACUUAUGUGCUUCCAACACCAAAUGAUUCCAAGUCUGCAGUCCCUGCAAGAACAGUUAGCUCAUUUACCCACACAAGAACGACAAAUGUAGCUGGACGUCCAUAUAAUUUGUGGCAUUCUUCCCCACUGGAGUCUGGUGAUGGUCAACUAUCAGAAAAAUCUGAAUCAGUCCUGAAGGAGAGUAAUAAUAGUAAUACUUUUACACAACUACCCCCUCCUUUGUCUGAAGGACAAGUAGUACCUGCCCAUCCUGAUAGUUCCACUGAAGCCAAAAGAAUAAAAAAGAAAGCUGCAUCCGGUCCAUUAACCAGUAAACAAGCAUCAUCAAGGCCUAUUCCUUCUGCUGAACUUCCCCAUAUAGCUUCAGCAGUAUUUUCUCAUUUGCCAGUUCCUCAACCAUUAUCACCUCCAAAAGUAUCCCCAAGUGCAUCACCUCCCCUUGUUUCUUCACCCAGAAUAAAUGAGCUUCAUGAGCUUCCGAGGCCCCCUCCUGUUAGUUCAGCUGCUAAACCUGCAAAACCUUCUGCCUCGGUUGGCCACUCUGCUCCUCUAGUCUUAAGAAAUCAAGAGCAUUCUGCAAGUACUAUUCCUUCAUUGGCAUCAAGUGGAGCUUCUCCUCUUCCAGCUCCACCUUCGGUUGUCCCUCGAAGUUUCUCUAUACCCUCUAGCAAUCAAAGAGCAAUGGCGAUUCACGUUUCCAGGCUUUUGGAGGCUCCACAAGUUCCAUCCCCUCCAUUGACGCCCAUUUCCAUUGUAAACAUCAAGCCACUACAAGAUGUUUCUGAAGUGCCAUCUCAUGGUGGCCAAAUGAGAGGUGGGAGCUGAGAAACCUGAAUCUGAUUCAUAUCCGCAUUUGUUGAAUUUUUCCAAAGUCUGGACAUCCAGAAAGUUGAAGUAGGGAUCGGCUGUAAAUUAAGACGUUAGUAGUAUGUUUGGUUUCACAUCUCAAACUUUGUCAGCAAAUGAUGGGAACUGAAGGGCUGAAGAUUUGUGUAGCAUCAUCACGUAUAUUCUUCACAUCAGGAUUUCUUUAUUUUUUGUACAUUUUUACUUUGAUGUACGCAUCAAAAUUCAAAAGUUGAAAAGGGAUUUGGCGAUUGUAUUUGAUACGUUGCCACGACCAAGAUGUUAAAAGGAUUUUGCCCUGGUAAGUGGAAACUGGGAGCUACUGGUGUUUGGAUUGUGUAUAUAGGUUUAGAAGUUAGAAUGUAAUGGAGCCGAGCCAACUCAGUUGAUACAUAAAUGGCCAUUGCCAACUUCAAGCUUAGUUCACUUCUUUGAGCUUGGAUAGAGUUUUUAAGCAUCUGAUUUAGCCUUUUAAUAACUAGGGUAAAUUACACAUACCUCCUAUAUCCCCUCUUAGGUUUCUCUUUAGGAUUUGUUUGAACACAACUAUAUCAUUAUUAUUAUCUAUGUGUUCUCUAUUUAA